AUGGAGGGUUACCGUAGAUGCAACAACUGUGGCAAGGAGGGCCACUUUAGGAAGGACUAUCUCACUCUUGCUAGGGCAACAACACGCCCUCCGGUUCAAACCCCUCACCAACACCAGCGGAGGGACAGAGGCAACAGGCCUCAGGCGACAGGCAGGGUGUAUGCCAUGACCGGAGCAGAGGCUGCAGGCUUAGGUAAUCUUGUUAUGGGUCGAUGCAUGAUAGCUGGUGAAUCUUUGUGUGUACUGUAUGAUUCUGGAGCGACACACUCUUUUGUGUCAAUUGCUUGUGUGGAGCGUCUGGGUCUACCGGUGCGCGAGCUGCAGUGCAAACUGGCAGUAUCUACCCCGGCGUCGGGUCUGGUCAGGAUGUCGUCCUUGUGUGCUAGGCUUCCGGUGGAGGUAGAGGGACGCAGAUACAAGGGAGUGGUGAAGGAGAUUCAGGGUGGUGCGCAAUGCUUCAUAAUCUUCGCUCGUAUGGAGGUAGGGGAGAAGGAGGGAACAUUGGUCAUACCUGUGGUGCAUGAGUUUGAAGACGUAUUACCGGAUGAAGUACCAGGGUUGCCUCCCAAUAGAAAGGUGGAGUUCUCUAUUGAUCUGGUACCAGGAACAUGCCCGAUGUCGAUGGCUCCAUAUCACAUGGCUUUGGUAGAGUUAGUGGAACUCAAGAAACAGAUAGAGAAACUGAUGGAGAAGCAGUUCAUCUGA
Messenger RNA from Vigna unguiculata (cowpea), 705 nucleotides. RefSeq lists its product as uncharacterized. The record is from RefSeq and is a predicted model, not a curated record. NCBI's taxonomy places the organism in Eukaryota, Viridiplantae, Streptophyta, Magnoliopsida, Fabales, Fabaceae.